AAAUGAAAGCGAGUGAGAAGCGCUCACAGAUUCUUGCAUUCUGGGGAGAAACUACUUUAUUCUUGCUUUACAAAGAAGUAGAGACACACUGGUAAACAUGCGCUUCAGCAUCUUCAUCUUCAUCUUCCUCCUGGGCUUCCUCUACCUCACAACAGCACAAGGAUCAUAUGAGGACUGCUGUCUGAAAUACGUCAGGAAAAUCACCCAGUCUAUGAAGAACAGAGUGAUCCGCUACAGAAAACAAGAGAUGGAUGGAGGAUGCAACAUUCCAGCCAUUGUCUUCACACUGAAACAAGGCCGGAUGUUCUGCACUGAUCCCAGAGAAAAGUGGGUCCAUGAACUCAUGCAGAGGGUGGACAGACUGAAAGGAAAACCAUAUUUGAGGAGGAAGACUUCAAGAGGCUAAACAAGCCACUGGCAGCCAAUUGAGGACCUGAGGGAAAGCAUCCCAAAGAGUCUCGGUCAAUUACAUUCUUUCUGGCUCUACGAGGGCUCACGGAGUGACCGUCAGUAAUUGCUGUGUUCUGUCUGUGCUCUCUGGGCUCUCAGGCGACACUUCUUGUUUUCAGACUUUUGUCGCUUCACUGAUGUUAAACUGCUGCUAAACAUUCAGAACCAGAGAUUAUAUUCAUUUCUCACACA
Danio aesculapii is the source of this 642-nucleotide messenger RNA. RefSeq names its product chemokine (C-C motif) ligand 25a (gene ccl25a). The transcript is spliced from 5 exons. Gene Ontology annotation, cellular component: extracellular region. Lineage: Eukaryota; Metazoa; Chordata; Actinopteri; Cypriniformes; Danionidae. The record is from RefSeq and is a predicted model, not a curated record. Gene Ontology annotation, molecular function: CCR chemokine receptor binding; chemokine activity. Gene Ontology annotation, biological process: positive regulation of ERK1 and ERK2 cascade; cellular response to tumor necrosis factor; cellular response to interleukin-1. The coding region runs from base 98 to 406 and encodes 102 amino acids.